CUACUUUAGUAAAACUCCACUUAGCUGUACGCUACUCUCUUCUUCUUCCUCCUCCUUCCACCACCGACGCAAUAAAAAAUUCCUUUCUGCAAAAACCCUUAUUUUCUCUCUCCUCUCUCUUUCUUUCUGAUCUCAAAUGUAAUUUUCUCUCUCUACUAUCUGAGAAAUCAUCAGUCACUUUCUCUCUCUAGAAUUGGUUGAAGAAGAAAGAAGGAAGGUUCAUCAAUGGCGAGGCGUGGAGUGUCGGUUAUCACUUAUAAGCUCCUCGCUUCGUCGAUGGCGGUCGUUCUUACUCUUUUUUUCUCACUCUCUCUCUUCUUCACUGAUAAUGCUGAUUAUUCUGCCAUUGCCGCAUCUGGUUAUAGUACUCAGUUGCUGAGUGGCGGAGCGAUUCGAAGGUCAGUGCUGGCACUCAAAUCUGAUCCAUUAAAGCCUCGGGUUGAUCAGAUCAAAAAACAAGCUGAUGAUCAUCGGAAUCUUGUCCUGGCAUAUGCAUCAUAUGCCAGGAAGCUCAAACUUGAGAAUUCUAAGAUGUUGCGGAUCUUUGCUGAUCUAUCUCGGAACUACACGGAUCUCUUGAAUAAGUCUGCUUAUCGUGCUCUAUUUGAGUCUGAUGCUCUCUCUAUCGAUGAAUAUGUGCUGAGACAGUUUGAGAAGGAGGUGAAGGAGCGGAUUAAGGUCACUAGGCAAGUGAUUGCGGAAGCCAAAGAGUCUUUCGAUAAUCAGCUGAAGAUACAGAAGCUGAAAGACACGAUUUUUGGGCUGAAUGAGCAGUUAACAAAGGCAAAGAAGCAAGGGGCUUUUUCAAGCUUGAUUGCUGCGAAGUCCAUACCUAAAAGUUUGCACUGUCUGUCCAUGAGGUUGAUGGAGGAACGAAUUGCACAGCCAGAGAAGUAUUCUGACGAGGGCAAAGCUACUAUGCCUGAAUUAGAGGAUCCUAACCUUUACCAUUAUGCAAUUUUCUCGGAUAAUGUUAUUGCAGCCUCUGUGGUGGUGAAUUCAGCAGUGAAGAAUGCAAAAGAUCCCACUAAACAUGUAUUCCAUGUUGUGACAGACAAGAUGAACCUUGGAGCAAUGCAGGUUAUGAUGAAGAUGAAGGACUAUAGUGGAGCUCACAUUGAGGUGAAGGCAUACGAGGAUUACAAGUUCUUGAAUUCGUCGUAUGUGCCAGUUCUUAAGCAGCUUGAGUCUGCAAACUUGCAGAAAUUUUACUUUGAGAAUAAAAUUGAGAAUGCGACAAAGGACACUACCAACAUGAAAUUUAGGAACCCCAAGUAUUUGUCUAUGUUGAAUCAUUUGAGGUUUUAUCUGCCCGAGAUGUAUCCCAGCUUGCAUAGGAUCCUGUUUUUGGAUGAUGAUAUUGUUGUACAGAAGGAUUUGACUGGGUUAUGGGAAAUAGAUAUGGAUGGGAAAGUUAACGGAGCAGUUGAAACAUGUUUCGGAUCCUUUCAUAGGUAUGCCCAAUAUAUGAACUUCUCACAUCCCCUGAUCAAGGAAAAAUUUAAUCCGAAAGCAUGUGCUUGGGCAUAUGGUAUGAAUUUCUUUGAUUUGGAUGCAUGGAGAAAGGAGGGUUGCACCGAGCAGUACCACUACUGGCAGAACAUGAAUGAAAAUCGAACAUUGUGGAAACUGGGGACCCUGCCACCAGGUCUGAUCACAUUCUACUCAACAACCAAGCCACUUGAUAAGUCAUGGCACGUUCUCGGACUUGGUUACAAUCCAAGCAUUAGCUGGGAUGAGAUCCGUAACGCUGCAGUUGUGCAUUUCAAUGGAAAUAUGAAGCCAUGGCUUGAUAUUGCCAUGGGCCAAUUCAAACCACUUUGGACAAAGUAUGUCGAUAAUGAGAACGAGUAUGUCCAGGGUUGCAAUUUCGCUCUCUAGGUUUGUUUUCUAUGGCUCUAUGAGUGGGCAACUUCGUGAGGUUCAAUUCAUCACACAUUCCACUUGAGGAUUUAUUGCUUUUGAUAUGCAACUAGGAAAUUUUUGUCAUUGUAGGAUUCCUUCCUACGGUAUGAAUUAGCACUCUAAGGUCAAGUUUCAUUAGCUGUGACUUCCAAUUUAAGGCAAACAUGGACAUUUGUUCAUGUAGACGUUGACAGGACUAUAGCUGAGAGUUCAUGCUACACCUCUAAAUGUAUAGUUUGCUCAUAAAUAUAUUGCUCGUAUAAAUUGACCA
Messenger RNA from Beta vulgaris subsp. vulgaris (sugar beet), 2176 nucleotides. RefSeq names its product galacturonosyltransferase 8. The record is from RefSeq and is a predicted model, not a curated record. Gene Ontology annotation, molecular function: polygalacturonate 4-alpha-galacturonosyltransferase activity. The coding region runs from base 226 to 1881 and encodes 551 amino acids. Lineage: Eukaryota; Viridiplantae; Streptophyta; Magnoliopsida; Caryophyllales; Amaranthaceae. The transcript has 3 exons.